AUGAUGCAUAAAAUCUUAAAUAGAUAUGUUUAUUCAGAAGACGAUGAAAUAGGCAGAGGAGCGUAUGGUGUAGUCUUCAAAGGCCUUGAUUGCGUUACUAAAUAAUGCGUAGCGAUAAAAUGUAUACUGAAUUUUAAAUUCUAGUACUGAAUGGGGAUGACAUGCAGGAUUAAGAAUCCAUUAGCAAAUUCCAAAAUGAAAUGAGCAUAAUUAAAGAAUUCCAAAGUCCGAAUAUCAUAAAAUUCAUCGAUUGUUACUCUGACAUCAAACAAAAUGUAUAUUUAAAAAAUACGUUAGAUUGCUGUCUUUGACUAUUGUGAUGGUGGAGAUUUGUUGAAAUUUCUCGAAAUAAAUCACAACUCCGUGGAUGAAGAAACAGCACUUAGAAUAUUGAUCUAAAUAGUCAAUGCAUUUAGAGAAAUCAUCGCCAAAGGGUACAUACACCGUGAUGUUAAGCCAGCCAAUAUUUUAAUAAAAAAUGGAAUUUUUAUGAUGGCUGACUUUGGAUUUGCUUUAAAAGCUACUACUUACGAAUAUUUCUAAUUACCCGUAGGAACUCCUUUGUACAUGGCUCCUCAAUUGCUUGAUAAUGUUCCUUACACGUCCAAAUGUGAUAUAUGGUCCAUUGGAAUUAUAGCUUAUUAGCUAGUCUAUGGAAAACAACCUUGGCCUUACGGAGAUUAUAAGUCCUACCUAAAGAACAUUAGAUGCUAUCCACUUCGAUUCCCUGUCGAAAAAACUGUUUCUGAUUAAUACAAAAGUACAUAUAUAACAUAAACGAUAGAUUUCAUAAGACAAUGUCUCAAAAUUGAAGAAAGGUAGAGAUUAAAUUGGGCAGAACUUUUUGAGCAUCCAUACUUUGACUCUAGAGCUUUGAAAUACAAUAUCAAAGUAAUCAUUAAAUUAUAUGAAUUAGAACAUUUAAGAUGAAAACGGAUUUAACAAUUAUAUAUUAGAGCAUUUACAAUUUAUGAUAAAAAUUAGAAAAUUAAAUUUUGAAGAGUAGUUUAAAUUAUUUGAUGUCAACUUAGAAGGGACUGUGAGUUAGAAUUAAUUUUAUAUAUUUAUUCAAAGAGUAGAUCCCUCUUUGACUGAUCAAGAGUUGUUUAGCAUUUAUAGUUAAUUGAAUGUUGAAAACAAGCAAAAAUUAAGUGAAAAAUAGUUUAAAGUACUUUUCAGUAGCAAUGAUACAAAUUUGUUUAAAGACAUAUAUAAGAAAUUUAUUUAAGAAUUUUAAGAUUUGAUAUCAAUAAAUAAAUUGAAAAUAGAUAAUAUAUUCAAUUUUUAUGAUACAAAAAAAAUAGGAAGAUUAGGGUUUGAAGAAUUCUCUAAAUUAAUUUAGAGGGUGAAACCAACAUUGUUAAAAUAUGAAAUAGCAUUUGUAAACAUAAUAUUUAUAUAAUGAUAGAUAUUUGCAAAAUUUGAUCUUAAUAAUGUUAACUCUAUAAGUUUAGAGGAUUUUAAGAGUAUAGUAAGACCUGAGCAAAAGAUUGUAGAUAAAAUAACUUUAAAAAAAAUACAAUAAGAUAUUAAGUAAUAUAUGGGAAAGAAUAAUCUAACAAAUGAAUGCAUAUUUAAAAAAUAUAACAAAAGUAGAUCCAACAAGUUGAAUCUCUUAGAGUUUAGAAUAUUUUGUAAGGAGUUUAACAACUAACUUUCAACUAAUGAAAUAAAAUAACUAUUUAAGCAAGCGGAUAAAAACAACGAUAAAGUGUUAAGCUAUGAAGAAUUCAAUAAUUUUUUCAAUUGA
Messenger RNA from Paramecium octaurelia, 1750 nucleotides. The record is from the annotation of a GenBank genome assembly. Lineage: Eukaryota; Ciliophora; Oligohymenophorea; Peniculida; Parameciidae.